Molecule: messenger RNA, 3105 nt
Organism: Chroicocephalus ridibundus (black-headed gull)
Lineage: Eukaryota; Metazoa; Chordata; Aves; Charadriiformes; Laridae
Product: histone H2B 1/2/3/4/6
Exons: 2
Coding region: 318-749 (143 amino acids)
Cellular component (GO): nucleosome
Molecular function (GO): protein heterodimerization activity; DNA binding; structural constituent of chromatin
Source: RefSeq, a predicted model, not a curated record
AGAAGUUCUUAAUAAUCUCAUUAGUUAGUGUAACCUCAGUGUACCUUUUACUAUGUAUUUAGAUACAUUGUUCUUCCUAGUGAGGAUGAUACCACCACUAGUGUCAGCUGCAAAGCACAAUGAUUGUGUAGAUGCAGCGCCUAAACUGACAAGUAACAGGACGGAAGUGCCUAUAAUUACGUUGAUAUUUUUUACUCCAAUAGGAAUGGAAAGAUCACAAUCCUCUAAUUUGCAUAACGCCCUUAUAAAUAGGGGCGGCAGUCGCCAUUUUCGAUGUUGUGAGGUACAGUGAAGAUCUUGGAAAUAAACUUUCAAGGAUGCCUGAGCCGGCCAAAUCUGCCCCAGCACCGAAGAAGGGCUCUAAGAAAGCUGUCACUAAGACGCAGAAGAAGGGUGACAAGAAGCGAAAGAGAGCAAGGAAGGAGAGCUACUCCAUCUACGUGUACAAGGUGCUGAAGCAGGUGCACCCCGACACGGGCAUCUCGUCCAAGGCCAUGAGCAUCAUGAACUCCUUCGUCAACGACAUCUUCGAGCGCAUCGCCGGCGAGGCCUCGCGCCUGGCGCACUACAACAAGCGCUCCACCAUCACCUCGCGGGAGAUCCAGACGGCCGUGCGGCUCCUGCUGCCCGGCGAGCUGGCCAAGCACGCCGUCUCCGAGGGCACCAAGGCUGUCACCAAGUACACCAGCUCCAAGUCUUGCCAGCAAUGUGCGCUCACAGCCCAGAAAGCCAACCAUAUCCUGGUCUGAAUCAAAAGAAGUGUGGCCAGCAGGUCAAGGGAGGUGAUUCUGCCCCUCUACUCCAUUCUGGUGAGACCCCACCUGGAGUACUGCAUCAAGGUCUGGGCUCCCCAAAAAGUCUAAUGGAGAGUGGAGACUAACGAUAGACUGUUGUGGCCUGAAUGAAGUCAUACCACCACUGAGUGCUGCUGUGCCGGACAUGCUAGAACUUCUAUAAGAACUGGAGUCCAAGGCAGCCAAGUGUUGUGCCACAAUUGAUGUCUCUAAUGCAUUUUUCUCAAUCCCUUUAGCAGCAGAGUGCAGGCCACAGUUUGCUUUCAUGUGGAGGGGCGUCCAGUAGACUUGGAAUCGACUGCCCCAGGGGUGAAAACACAGCUGGGUAAACAAACAACUUUAUUCUCUAGUCCCCUGACCAGACAGUGAAUCAGAAACAAGAAAUAGAUGCCAUACACCUGAUCCAAAACCUGGAAAAAUUGCACACUGACUAUAACAAUUUUACACUACUUCCUGUUCUUUUUUUUAAUGGAGUAAAUCAAUAUCUGCCCACCCACUUAUGAAAUCAAAUUGUUUUUUCUAACGACCAGAGAUUAUAAUUAUUCAACACACAGGGCAAAUUGCUACUAUGUUAGUUUUCCAGAGACUUUCUUUUCCAGUUCUAAUGGAAAAUAAUAUAUUUCAAAAUAAUUAGGAUUGAAGGAGAAAGUAUUAACUGCAUCUGGGGAAAAAGAUUUGGCCUUAUAUAUGCCUUGAUGUAAUGCUUUUGGCCAGUAAUGAAAAUGUGUCUGGUUCAGACUGCAAAGGAAAAAAAUGGAGUGCUUGGGCUCGGGGUUGUGCUAUAUCAGAGCACAGUGACACAAAACUCACUGGAGGAGGGGGCUGAAAGUAGAGGGUAAUGCAGCUGGCAACACCUUUUCUCUCUUCCCAGCUCACAUACCCUACAAGGAAGGAAGAAGCAUUACAAUGAGCAAGGGCAGCUCUUUCCUCGGGGACUGGGGUCACAUACCAUAAGCCUAGGUUGGUGGAAAGGAUUUUUUAGGUUUUGUUUUGGGUUUCCUUGGUGGCUGCAAAGGACUAUAUUGUUUGAUGGCCCAUCCUAAUGCAAAAGUUCUUCUAAAAGCAUUCCUUGUCAAGAAUGAUUAAUUUUGUAUUAAUCACAAAGGUUCUUCCAUUCAUUUUUUAACACAGAAAACCUCAGGGAGCAAUUCUGGACAUACUUGCAUUUUAAAACUAGAAAAUAAGCAGUUUGUGUGUGAAAGGAGCAUCAGGACAGCUUGGAAUUUUCAUCGCUGGUAAAAUCCACCACCUUUUUGUACUUGUAGUCCUAUUUGCAUUGCCUGUAGAUUUUGUACUUGAAAGGGUCACAGCAAAAUGGAAGAACAAUUCCCAAAAUAAGAAGAGGGCACAGAUGAAGACUUACAGCUGAAUUUUUUACUUCAGAGAGUGCAAAGGAUCUUGCACUACAUUUGUGCAGCGUCAGAGCUAUGAAGAAAUGCGUGCCUUGUGCACUUGGGACACAGCAAGGUCUUUGAUCAUCCUGCAUAGAAAACGGGGCAAGAAUUACCACAGGAAGCAUAGAAGCCCCAAUCUUUCUACACAUCGAAAUACGUCUUUUAAUAGGGCUGCCGCCUCCUGUGCUCCAAGCACCAGUAGACAGGGCUGACAGCACGGCCGGCAAAGCCGGGUGCCUGGGCUCAGCCGAGCUGCCGCAGGAAGCCCAGACAAUGUAGCUGAAUCGGUUCAACUGCUUACAUGCAGGGGCUUUUAAACGCUGUCUUUUGAAAUCGCUGGUACAAAUCCCAUGGAAGAAGGGAAAGGCUCACACGGGUUUAAAAAUCCUGGAGUUUUAGCCUUAACCGAUACUUAAAUGUCACGGAAAAGUUCACGGGAUGCGUGCGAGUUGCACUUCAGACUUAAAAUAGCAGCUUCUAAUGGCGCAUUUAUUGACGGGACAAAAAUCAAACAUUGAGGGUUUCUAAAACAUUGAUAGAGACAAUCAGAACGAUUAACACUUUUUGUAAGACCAUGAAGGCAGAUAAGUCUUGAACCCAUUUUUUCAUUUUUACAUUGUUUUCCACCUAAGAGCAUUUGCACGACAGACCAUAUUUCUCAGCAGGAAAUGGCACAGAUCACAAACAACAGGGGCAUCAUGAAGUUUCAUAAGAACAGGGGUUCAUUAACAGCAUUUAUCUGAACUGAAUAGUGUGGACUCUUCUGCUUACACUACAAGGUUUACUUCUUGACAACAGAAGAGAAUUUAAACUUUAAUUGUUUAGAAAGGGAAAUUAAAGUGUCGUGAGUCUGGGUUUAAAAAUGCGGGACCCUCUGCCCUUCCCAGAGAUACCUGACUUUUUUUUUUUUUUUGGCU